Erigeron canadensis is the source of this 1491-nucleotide messenger RNA. RefSeq names its product two-pore potassium channel 1-like. Gene Ontology annotation, biological process: stabilization of membrane potential; potassium ion transmembrane transport. The coding region runs from base 262 to 1317 and encodes 351 amino acids. Gene Ontology annotation, molecular function: potassium ion leak channel activity. The transcript is spliced from 3 exons. Lineage: Eukaryota; Viridiplantae; Streptophyta; Magnoliopsida; Asterales; Asteraceae. Gene Ontology annotation, cellular component: plant-type vacuole membrane. The record is from RefSeq and is a predicted model, not a curated record.
UUAAAAACACGCGUGAUAAUAACAAUUAAAAAUAACCCAGUUGUAAAAAAAAAGUCUUACCAACCCUUUAUUUUGAUGUUUGAUUGAUUGAUACAGCUGAGCUGCUGACUCGAUUCUCAGUUACAUCCCAAAUCACACUCGCCCCAAUUAAUUCCUGAUUUCAAAACCCUACCGUCGUUGAUUACUAGCCACCGCCGUACCAACCGCCGUGAACCGUUUCAUUCCAAUUAAAGCCAGUUAUUAUAUGAUUGAAGCACUACAAUGGCCUCUAAUGGCGGAAAAGACCCACUGCUAUCACGAUCACAGCAAUCUAAAUCUCAAGUUGAUUGUACCAAAAUCAGAAAAUUACGACGUUGUAGAAGUGCUCCCAUUGUGGAACCUGUCCUUCAAGAAUCCAACAUUGACCGUUUUCUUCAACGCCCAAAGUCUAUAUUUGAUCAACUCAAUCCACAUUUUAAGCGGGUAGCCCUCUACUUAGUUAUAUACUUAACCAUAAGUACCCUCUGCUUUUACUUGGUUAGAAAUCAGAUUUCCGGAGAUAAAACAUAUGGCAUACUCGAUUCUGUUUAUUUCUGUGUUGUAACAAUGACUACCGUUGGAUAUGGAGACCUUCUGCCCAAUAGCAACGCCACAAAACUACUUUCCUGUGCAUUUGUUUUUUCGGGAAUGACCCUUAUUGGGCUAAGCCUAAGCAGAGCCGCAGACUGUUUGGUGGAGAAUCAAGAAAUAUUACUAGUUAAAGCGUUACAUCUGCGUCAAAAACCUAAUUCAAUGGAAAUUCUGAAAGAAAUGGAAACUAAUAGAGUGAGAUAUAGAUGUGUAAUAUUAUCCAUUUUGCUUGUGGUUCUCAUAGCUUCCGGGACAAUCUUCUUAACUACUGUUGAGGAAAUGGAGAUUGUGGAUGCUUUCUAUUGUGUUUGUUCCACAAUCACAACUCUGGGUUACGGUGACAAAAGUUUCUCUACACCCGCGGGACGUAUUUUUGCUAUAUUUUGGAUAUUGAUGAGUACUAUAUGUUUAGCUCAGUUGCUUUUUGCUUUUGCGGAGUUUUAUACAGAGAGUAGGCAGAGGUCAUUGGUCCGGUGGGUUCUCACAAGAAAAACGACUGCCGCUGACCUGGAAGCAGCUGAUCUUGAUGAUGAUGGGGUUGUCGGGGCUGCUGAAUUUGUGAUUUAUAAGCUGAAAGAGAUGGGAAAAAUAAAUCAAGAAGAUAUAUCGCUUAUCAUGGCUGAAUUCAAAAACCUUGAUGUGGAUGAUUCAGGAACUUUGUCAAUUUCUGAUAUUUUUCUUGCUCAAUCGACAUGGAAGGACAGGUGAAGAUGAUUCUUAUUUCAUAUACUUGCGUUUUGUGAAACUUUGCAUUUGGCCCUCAACAUUGGUUGUUUUCUAAUACGUGUAGAAACUGUACAUGGAAUCAUAUUGUGUUUAUUGUUCGUUCUAGAUGUACCUUGUGGCGAUGCAAUUAAUUAACAGAAAAUCAUUCACUGUUUA